Molecule: messenger RNA, 1638 nt
Organism: Laetiporus sulphureus 93-53
Lineage: Eukaryota; Fungi; Basidiomycota; Agaricomycetes; Polyporales; Laetiporaceae
Product: cytochrome P450
Exons: 14
Coding region: 1-1638 (545 amino acids)
Molecular function (GO): monooxygenase activity; heme binding; oxidoreductase activity, acting on paired donors, with incorporation or reduction of molecular oxygen
Source: RefSeq, a predicted model, not a curated record
AUGGGUCUGGUGUUCAGCAUUCUCCAAACCAUAGUGAUCUGCGCGCUUUGCUUCGUGCUUUGGUACCUCGCCAAGAGCGUCUUCUUGCGUUCGCCAUUAGAUAACGUCCCGGGGCCUGUUUCUCAAUCCUUCUUGAAAGGAAACUUUGGCCAGCUCCUCGAUCGCACAGGCUGGGAUUUUCAAUGGGAAAUCGGCGAGAAGUAUGGCUCAGUGGUGAAGCUGAACGGGCUACUCGGAAGCAAGCACCUGUUCGUGUUCGACCCGCUGGCGCUGUCCAGUGUCAUCGUCAAGGAUCAGUAUGUCUAUGAGGAGACCCCCGACUUCCUCGGGUCGAUGCAUCUCAUGCUGGGUGAUGGCCUGCUUGCAACCCUAGGCGAGCGUCAUCGCAAACAGCGCAGGAUGCUCAACCCCGUAUUCUCCAUCGCCCACAUGCGACAUAUGGUCCCCAUCUUCUACAGGAUCACUAACAAGCUAAGAGAUGCCAUUGCUGUGCGUGUCAAAGAGGGCGUGCAAGAGAUCGAUAUUCUGGACUGGAUGGGCCGCACCGCGCUGGAGCUUGUUGGACAGGCUGGACUUGGAUACUCGUUCGAUCCGUUAACGAGUGAUGCGUCUGAUGACUUUGGCAAGGCCAUUAAGAGCAUUGUGCCUACGCUGUUCCCUCUUCGUAUAGUUCGCCCCCUACUGCCGCUUGCAAUGAAGUUUGGCCCGCCCUCCUUCAGGCGGCGUCUGGUGCAGAUGUCUCCGAACCCACACAUCCGCCGUGCCGGCGAGAUUUCCGACGCGAUCGCCGAGCACUCGCACAGGAUUUAUGAAGAGAAGAAGGCCGCGCUGGAGAGGGGCGACGAGGAUGUUACGCACCAGAUCGGCGAGGGCAAGGACAUCAUGAGCAAGCUCAUGCAGGCGAACAUGGCUGCGUCCGAGGAGGACAGGCUGCCCGAGGACGAACUAUUGGGCCAGAUGUCGACGUUCAUCUUCGCAGGCAUGGACACCACGUCCAACGCGCUCGCACGCACGCUGGACUUGUUGGCAAAGCACCCGGAGGUGCAGGAGAAGCUGCGUGCAGAGAUCCAGGAAGCCCGCCGCAACAACGAGGAGAUCCCUUACGACCAACUCGUGGAGCUGCCAUAUCUAGACGCCGUUUGUCGUGAGACGUUGCGCGUGUGUGCCCCGGUGCCGUUCCUUGUUCGAAACACGGGCAAAGACAUGGUCAUGCCUCUCUCGACACCCAUACGCGGCAACGACGGUACGAUGAUGAAUGAGAUACCGGUGCCGAAAGGUACUGGGAUCCUCAUCGGUAUCCUCGCGUGCAACCGCAACGCGGAGAUAUGGGGCCCCGAUGCGGCAGAGUGGAAACCCGAGCGCUGGCUCAAGCCGCUCCCGGAGGCGGUCACGAAUGCGCACGUGCCUGGCGUGUACUCACAUCUGAUGACGUUCUUGGGAGGUGGACGGGCUUGCAUUGGCUUCAAGUUCUCUCAGCUAGAAAUGAAGGUCGUCCUCGCUGUCCUGCUCUCCUCCUUCACUUUCGAGUCCGCCGGCAAGGAGAUCUUUUGGAACGUCGCAGGUAUUCAGUAUCCUACCAUCGGGCUGAACCCGAAGCCUGAGAUGCCCAUGAAAAUCGGUUUCGCAAAGGGCCUGUGA